Cylindrotheca closterium is the source of this 678-nucleotide messenger RNA. The record is from the annotation of a GenBank genome assembly. Lineage: Eukaryota; Bacillariophyta; Bacillariophyceae; Bacillariales; Bacillariaceae.
AUGGAUUUGUCUUUUGGCCUACAAAGAAAGCGGCAGCACACGUGGGUGUCCCCACCAACAAUAUCGCAAGAGGAGAGUGAUGACGCUGAUAUGGACAUUAUUUUCCCUUCAACGAAACGCUCUCGCUUAUUUUGCGACUGCUACGCAUUGUCUCCCGACGUUGUCAUUGAUAAUGAAACGCUAGAAAGCGAUAUUUCCAUGGAUAUCAGCGUAAAGAGCACUGCCGAGGAUGGUGCUGAAUACGCAGUCGAAUGGUGGAAACGGGCUUCGGUAAAACAAGGACAACAGAAACCUCCCAUGCUAGAUGACGACGAUAUGGUUUGCCAUGUUUGCGAUUCUGUUUACAAAAAACCUACUUCAAUCGCCUCUACUCCUUUUUGCAACACUUUCAAGCCCGAGAAUUCGAUUCUUUCGUAUUUCAAAUGCACGUCCAAAACUACAGCCAAGAGGACGAAGCCUUCAUCGGUAACAAUUCCCGAAAUCGCACCGACUACAUCAACUUCUUGUACUUUUUGUGAGCGGCAAACCUGUCAAAAUUGCCUGGAACGAUGCGAGAAUUGCCAAAAGCAGUUUUGCCGAUUGUGCAUACGAAAUGAUUAUUUAGGAAAUUAUUCAAAGAUCCUUUGCUUGGAUUGCGCAGACGGCGGAUUUCACGAGGAUACAGCGAUGAAAGUUUAA